Molecule: messenger RNA, 4983 nt
Organism: Colletotrichum chrysophilum
Lineage: Eukaryota; Fungi; Ascomycota; Sordariomycetes; Glomerellales; Glomerellaceae
Exons: 2
Coding region: 1-4983 (1660 amino acids)
Biological process (GO): cAMP biosynthetic process; intracellular signal transduction
Molecular function (GO): magnesium ion binding; protein binding; adenylate cyclase activity
Source: RefSeq, a predicted model, not a curated record
AUGGCCGCGGCCGCGUACAACAACCAGCGCAACCAGCAGACGUUCAACAACAGAUUCCCAUUUUCGAAGAGCAAAGGACGUCAACAACGAUCAAAUGAAGUGGAAGAGCAGAUCGGCCCGACGGAUAGGCAAGCAGGCCAGGGCACCGGCUUCUUCCUCGAUACGAACCUGAGCGACAUGGAAGGCAUCCUAACCAAGCCUCCAAUGCUGACGCCCAUGGAUACUACCUUUGUCACGAAUAUCCCCGACAAAGUCGACGUGGCUCCUCCGGUGCCGCAGAAGAAUGACGCCUUCCCAGGAGGGCCCAAUGGCUCCUGGAAUGCACCGGACAGUUGGGCUGUCCGUCGUAAUACAGAGGACACGACUUACCAACCCCCGGAUCUCGACGACAUCGGCAGUCCGCCUCGCCCCGAAGAAAAGAUGACACCCUACUGCAUCCGAAUUUUCAGAUCCGACGGCACCUUCGCGACCCUCUCCAUGGCUUUGGAUGCCAGUGUCACCGAUGUCGUUUCUAUGCUUAUUAAGAAAACGUAUGCCACGGACGGCCUGGAGAAUUACCACAUCAUCCUGAAGAAGCACGACCAAAUUCGUGUCCUCGCUGCACCUGAGCGACCGCUUUUGAUGCAGAAGAGGCUGUUGCAGCAAAUCGGUUAUGAAGAACGAGACAGGAUUGAGGAUGUGGGCCGUGAAGACAACAGCUACCUUUGCCGCUUCAUGUUCUUAUCGUCGAGAGAGAGCGACUUCCACUCGGUUACCAACGACCUCGGCCUCGGACGCAUACAAAAGUUCAAUCACGUUGACUUAUCCGGACGCAACCUCAUCACAAUCCCUAUCUCGCUCUACUCUAAGGCUUCAGAGAUCAUUUCACUGAACCUAUCUCGCAAUCUGUCAUUAGACCUUCCUAGAGACUUUAUCCAGUCAUGUCAAAACUUGAGAGACAUCAAGUUCAACAACAAUGAAGCCCGCAGACUACCCCCGAGUCUUGGAAAGGCUGCCAGACUGACAUAUCUGGACGUCUCGAACAACCGGCUCGAGCAGUUGGAUCAUGCGGAGCUGCAUGGGCUACAUGGCAUUCUCAAGUUGAACUUGGCCAACAAUCGUCUCAAGGCUCUUCCCCAAUACUUUGGCGCCUACAGGUCGCUGCGAAACCUCAACAUAUCUUCCAACUUUCUGGAAAAGUUUCCCCUCUUUCUUUGUGAGGUGGAAAGCAUGGUGGAGCUGGACCUCAGCUUCAACACAAUUAGCAGCCUGCCCAAUGAGAUUGGCAAGCUCCGAAACCUGGAAAAGUUUGUCAUUACCAACAACAGACUAUCGAACUCUUUACCCGAUUCCUUCCGUCAACUACCCAGCCUUCGAGAACUGGACAUCAAGUACAACGCUAUUACUAGUAUCGACGUUAUCGCCGCACUGCCCAAGCUCGAGAUUCUUUCCGCGGAUCACAACAAUAUUUCUCAGUUCAUCGGCUCGUUCGAGAGGAUCAGAAGCCUCAAACUCAACUCGAACCCCAUUACUAAGUUCGAGAUUAUCGAACCGGUCUUGACUUUGAAGAUGCUCAACCUUUCCCAUUGUCAGCUGGCAAGCAUCGACGAAACCUUCAACAUGAUGUUGAAUCUGGAGCGUCUCGUCUUGGACAAGAACUAUUUUGUGUCCUUGCCUGCACACAUCGGAAACCUCAGCCGACUGGAGCAUUUCAGCAUCGCCAACAACAACGUGGCUGAACUGCCAACCUCGAUUGGAUGUCUCACUGAACUCCGGGUACUGGACGUAAGAAGAAACAACAUUCGCAAGUUGCCAAUGGAGCUUUGGUGGGCGAAUAAGCUCGAGACGUUGAAUGCGUCUUCCAACAUCCUGGAGAACUUCCCCAAGCCUGCCUCACGAGCACCUCGAGCCGCAGGCGAGGAAGCCCAAACCCCUGCUGCUAUGAAUAAACCCAAUCCUAUGAACAGUCUCCCUCAGCUACCUAUUGAGGAGGUUCCAGAUUCUAGGAGGCCGAGCGGGAACUCCUCAUCAACCUUGCUUAGCGUCGGACCUUCUCCAGUGCCCGGCGGUGCAGAUAGGAAAAGUUCGGUCGUGUCAGUCUACGGCAAAGGCGGCAGAAAAACAUCGGUGGUAUCUAGAUCGACGUCUCAAGGCACGGUUCAGACGAUGACGCCGCCAUCUGUGAGGAAAGACUCGACUUUGACAUCAAGGCUCUACACAACUUUCGCCGGUUCUUUGCGAAACCUUUACCUGGCAGAGAACAAGCUUGAUGACGAGGUUUUCGACCAGAUCACCAUGCUCAACGAAUUGCGCGUGCUCAACUUGUCGUGGAAUUAUAUUAAUGAUAUGCCACAACGAUCAAUCAAGAGCUGGCCGCAAAUGGUGGAGCUUUAUCUGUCUGGUAACGAGUUGACAACCUUACCGGCCGACGACCUCGAGGAUGCCAGUCUUCUGCAGGUAUUGCACAUCAACGGAAACAAGUUCACCAAUCUGCCAGCCGACAUUUCCAGAGCUAAGAAGCUGGCGGUGUUGGAUUGUGGCAGCAAUUCCUUGAAGUACAACAUUUCCAACGUUCCCUACGAUUGGAACUGGAACCUGAACCCCAAUCUGAGGUACCUCAACUUGUCAGGGAACAAGCGCCUGGAGAUCAAGGCGGCCAAUCCUCCCUCCACCGCCUCCAACCGCGACGAUUCACUCGCUGACUUCAGCCGCUUGCUCAAUUUGAGAGUUCUGGGUCUCAUGGAUGUCACGCUCACACAACCCACGAUUCCCGAUCAAAGCGAAGACCGCCGUGUGCGAACGUCCGGAUCUCUUGCUGGACACUUGCCGUACGGUAUGGCCGACACCCUGGGCAAGAAUGAGCAUCUCUCGACGAUUGAUCUCGUCGUGCCUCGCUUCAAUUCAUCAGAGACUGAGACGCUACUGGGUCUCUUUGACGGCCAAGCCCUCUCCAGCGGCGGUUCCAAGAUUGCCAAGUACCUUCACGAGAACUUUGGUCACAUCUUCAGCAUGGAGUUGAAGGGCCUCAAGACACGUCUUAACGAGACCCCUGUUGAUGCUCUCAGACGUGCUUUCCUGUCACUGAACAAAGACCUUGUCACCGUUGCGAUACAGCACAACGAGGAGCGCUCUCAGAAGGUGCAUAGGGGCUCUGCGCAGCCGGUUGUGCUCAGUAAGGAGGACCUUAACUCUGGCGGCGUUGCGACCGUGGUGUACCUUCAGAACACAGAGCUCUUCGUAGCGAACGUCGGCGACGCCCAGGCCAUGCUUAUCCAGACGGACGGCUCCCAUAAGAUUCUCACCAAAAAACACGAUCCCGCGGAACCUACCGAGCGUCAACGUAUCCGCGAAGCUGGCGGUUGGGUAUCUCGUAAUGGCAGACUAAACGACUUGCUGGAAGUCUCUCGAGCUUUUGGCUACGUCGAGCUCAUGCCAUCCGUUCAGGCAGCCCCCUACGUCAGCAGCAUUACCAUUCGAGAGCAAGACGACAUCAUCUUGAUCGCCACCAGAGAGUUUUGGGAGUACUUGGACCCCGCGUUGGUCGUCGACUUUGCUAGGCAAGAACGCGGCGAUCUUAUGCGGGCAUCGCAGAAGCUUCGUGAUCUCGCAAUCGCCUAUGGCGCCACCAACAAGAUCAUGGUCAUGAUGAUGAGCGUGUCUGACUUGAAGAGGAGAGUCGAACGAUCCAGACUUCAUCGUGGGCAGAGCAUGUCUCUGUAUCCCUCAGGUGUUCCCAACGAUCUACAGCAGCUUCCGCGUCGUGGCAAGAGGAACAAGGGCGACGUGCUGGACUCAACAUUGCAGCGACUCGAAGCCGAGAUUCCAGCGCCUACUGGCAACGUGUCUAUCGCAUUUACCGAUAUCAAGAACUCUACCACAUUGUGGGAGAUGUACCCAGCUGCGAUGAGAUCCGCCAUCAAGCUGCACAACGAGGUAAUGCGCAGGCAAUUGCGAAGAAUUGGCGGUUACGAGGUCAAGACUGAAGGAGAUGCCUUCAUGGUGUCAUUCCCGACGGCCACUUCGGCACUAUUGUGGUGUUUUGCGGUCCAGAUGUCGCUGUUGGAUGUCAACUGGCCUUCCGAGGUCCUCAACUCCGUCUCUUGUCAAGCACUCUAUGACAAAGACAACGCCUUGAUCUUCAAGGGUCUUUCCGUUCGCAUGGGUAUUCACUACGGCGAGGCCGUCAGCGAGAUGGACCCCGUCACCAGGCGUAUGGACUACUUCGGACCCAUGGUGAACAAAGCGUCCCGUAUCUCGUCGGUUGCUGAUGGAGGCCAAAUCACUGUUUCGUCCGACUUCAUUUCGGAGAUCCAACGUUGUCUAGAGAGCUACCAAGACACGGACAGGAAUGCCUCGACAGGUUCUGAAGACACGUUUGAUGAUGACCAGGGCUUUGCUACUACGAUACGCAAGGACUUACGGUCUCUCAGCUCCCAGGGUUUCGAGGUGAAGGAGAUGGGAGAGAAGAAGUUGAAGGGUCUUGAAAACCCGGAAGUGGUGUACUCGCUCUACCCACACGCUCUUGCGGGACGCAUCGAUCACCACCAGCAACAAGAGACUCGCGUCGAGGUUGAUAAGCCCGCUAUCUUGCAGGCUGGCAGCGAGUUGGCGUUCGACACUGAGUCCAUUUGGGCUCUGUGGCGCGUCAGCUUGAGACUGGAGAUGCUGUGCAGCUCGCUGGAGAACGUGUCUGGCCGUGGCUUGCAACCUCCCGAGACGGAGCUUUUGGAGAGGAUGAAGCACCGGGGAGGUGAGGUGACGGAGCGAUUCCUGCUCAACUUCAUGGAGCACCAAGUGAGCAGGAUAGAGACUUGCGUCACUUCACUGUCACUUCGUCACAUUGCUAUUGGCUGUGCCCCUCUGGAACAGCUAGAGGAUAUGCGGGCGCCCAUUAGCGAUAUUCUCGAUCAGGUCGCCAAGCAGAUGGCCGAGCUAGCGAGAUACAAGGCCCUCUACGGCGAAUUGAGCGACUCAGACCACGGUAGCGACACGGAGCAAGAGUAA